Molecule: messenger RNA, 3943 nt
Organism: Cyprinodon variegatus (sheepshead minnow)
Lineage: Eukaryota; Metazoa; Chordata; Actinopteri; Cyprinodontiformes; Cyprinodontidae
Gene: mms22l
Product: MMS22 like, DNA repair protein
Exons: 25
Coding region: 79-3771 (1230 amino acids)
Biological process (GO): replication fork processing; double-strand break repair via homologous recombination
Cellular component (GO): nuclear replication fork
Source: RefSeq, a predicted model, not a curated record
UUUCUUUUGUUUGAUUUAGAACAGCCAUAUUUUAACACUUCUGCCCCGAUUGAUGACUGAUAAGGAGACAACAUCAGCAUGGCAGAAGAUUUCAGCGAGUCCCUCACUCCACCGGUGUCUCCCUUUGCUGCAGACGGUCAGUGUGGUCUAGCAGCUGCUCGACCCCCCUGCUUCUGCUGCUUUGAAGCUAAGGACGACCACACUGGAGCUCUGUCCCCUGAGGGACAUCUUGGACGAGGUUCCCUGAGACGGCUGCUGCUGCGCCUUGACCCGGCCCCUGCAGAGUUCGAGACGGACACGGUGGAGAUUUUUGGCUUCACCUGGGUCACAGAAACGGCGCUGGUGGAAUCGACAAAACUGCUCUUUGGUCUCUUUAGACAAACUUUUUACAAGUUGGAGUCUUUGGUCCAGUCAAGCUCACAUGACUUUGGACAAGCAGGAAAUCUGCAUUAUGAAUCGGAGGACCUUCGUCAGCAGUGUGUUACAUUUCUUCAGUAUGUUAAAGUCUUUUUGCACAGAUUCCUGGGGCCGCCCUUGGAUGCACCUCACCUGCAUCCUUAUGAGCAGCUGGAGCAGCAGUUCCCCUCGGCUCUUCUGGAGGAGCUGUUCAGCAUCACUCUCCUCACAGGGAGACUGAAAGACCUGCCUGCAGGGGUUCAAAGUGCCUUCAGUAUGCAGAACCAUGGAAAGAUUUUCCCUCCCUCCUGGCAUUUGUUGCACCUUCAUCUUGACAUUCACUGGUCAGUGCUGGAAAUCCUACAUGCUGUGGGUCACAAGAUGCAAAGCCAGGUGGUCUACGCCCACCAGUUUGUCAACUUGACGGGGGAGAACCUGACUGAUGCCAGUCUGUUUGAGGAGCACCUGUGCUCUCUGCUGUGUGACCUCACUGCUCUGGCCAUGGGCAAAUACAGCAAGGUGAGGCCCACUGAGACGCUGAGCAGCGACCCCUUUCUCUGCCUCUGCACCAAAGAGCUGUGGGUGCUGCUCAUGUACCUUCUGGAGCACAGGAAUAAAGUUUUACGCACACAGUCUUUCUGGAGCUACAUGAACUCCUUGCUGAAGCCUUUGGUUGCCGGGCAGCCUGCAGAGGAGCGCUUUGCAGGCCUACCUGCGCACGUUAAAGACCCGCUGGGAUUCACAUGGUGGCUCCUCACUCACCUGGCCAUGCUGGGCCAGUACAGCCGCAACGGAACAGUCCAGAAAGAGGAUCAUUUGGGGGAUAACUGGACGUUUGUGGAGGGGCUUCUGAAGAUGACCUGUAACCCGAGGGGUGGAUUUGCAGAGGAACAGGUCAGGAUGCAUGUCCACUGCUGCCUCAGUCUGAGUCUGCUGUGGGAGCCCAGCACCGCCGCCGUCUCCACACUCUGGGAGUACUACAGCAAGAACCUGAACGCCUCGUUCACCGUGCCGUGGUUGGGGGUGGCAGGCCUGGGAUCGCUGUGCAAGACGCCUCUGGCUUUGUUGGAGCAGGCGCGCAGCUGCUGCUCCCCCGCUGCCCUGCGCUCCCCGGGUCACACCCAGCUCUAUCGCUCUGCCAACUCCUUCCACAUCUUCCUCCGAGUGCUGGCGCUGUGCCUGGGCCAGGACAAGGCUGGUGGCGCCCCGCAGAGGCAGAUCAAAGGGAGGAUUUACUCCAAGUUCUCAUCCAAGAAGAUGCAGGAGCUGUCAGAAGGAGGUCUCAUGAACUUCCUGCUCCUUUUCCUGGUGGUGGCGCGGCAGGUGGAUCUGGAGGACGUGGCCAGCCGAGCCUGCGAGCUGCUGGGCUUCUUGCCCUCUAACUGCCCCCCUGCACACCGGGCGCUGGUCUGGAGGGGGCAGCUUUCACUGCUGUUGCUUUUCCAGGAGAGAGGUCUGGACGGAGGGGCUCAGGCCAGCUGGUUGGCCUCCUCCUUUAACGAGACAGCCAAGGAGUUCUACAACAAGACCACCGAGGUGUCUCGCAGACUGGCCCUGUGGGGGCCCCUGGGCUCCUAUCUGGAAGGUGUGGCCGAGGUGUUCGAGACGAGCGCCAGCCUCAGCCUGUCGGAGGAAAAGCUGCUGAACGAAGGCUUUGAUUGGUUGCUGCCAGCGUGUCGUCAGUCGGAGCUGAACUCUGUCCUGAGCUUUCUUCAGAUCGUCCUGGCGCAGCUCAGACGGGUCCAUCAGCGCAGCGUCCAGUCGCCGCCCACCCUGGCCUGGGCCCCCGCUCCCGCCUGCGCGAUGAAGGAGCGCCACCUAGCGGUGGCUUCUGCGCUCUGGAUGCACUUCUUCCCCUUCCUGCGCAGCUUACGCCUCUCCCAGACGCCUCCAGCACAGCUGGCAGACGCUGCUGCAGGUUUCACCUUGCUCGCCUUUGAUCUGCCCAGUUCUGCCCCCCAGGACCUGCAGCCCAGCCCGGUUCAGUCCAUCAUGCAGUUCUUCGGCUGGGACGACAUGGUCCCUCCUCUCGUCGUAACUCGCUACCUUCCACACCUGCUCCAGAACAGUGAGCUGGUGUCAUCGCUGAGCGGCGGUUCUAGUGGAGCCGCCCCUGGUUCUGCUCAAAGCCUCUCAGUGAGAGCCUGGAUCCGAUGCGUUCUACAGCAACACCUUUACAAGAACCCGGACGGAACCGAAAGCAAAACGGCGCGGGCCAUCGGGGAGCAGCUGGGUGAACUGACCCGGCUCGUCCUGAGACUUCCAGAGGUGGACGGCAUUCUGCAGAGAGCUGGGCUUCCAUCCACAGCUGCCAGGCUGGAGCCAACAUCAGCCCUGGAGAUGUUUGUUAAGGCUGUAGGCGGCGUUUACAGCGGGCUGCAGCUGUUGUCAGAGCGGUCAGCCAUGGUUAACAGAGCCCUGGACUACAUUGGCGACAUCCUUAAAUACGUCAAACCUUACGUAGUCGGGAAGAAUCAGGAGGGAAUGCAGCUGGCGUACUGGACCGUGGGCUGCAUAGUGAAGCACUGGGGCCCCCUGCUGGCCACUUCAAAAGCUCAGCAGCUGCUGUUUCGGAUCGUGGACGGGCUCCUCCUUCCUCCCAAACUACCGCAGCAAGACAAACCUCUGAGGGACAGCUUACCCCUCUACCUGCAGGGUCUGUCGGUGGCCUCCAGCGUGUCUCAGUCGCAGGGCGCCGGGCUCAAACAACAGCUUCGCUCUGUAACCCGCAGAUACCUCGAUCAUUUCCUUCCCGCCUCACCCUCUCUGGGCGUCAUCGCCAACCACCCGGUGCUGCUUGGUGCUUGUGAGGCCACACCGACUCCGAGGGGGGCGGCGCUGAGAAGGACGGUGCUGGAGGUGCUUUGUGAGAAUUUCCUGCAGUUCAAAGGUCAUGCCCCUCCUCCUCGCCUUGCACCUGUCUUGAUGUUCCUGUUGGAGCUUUUGAGACGAAAUGGCGACACGGACGCUUCCCUGCUCAGCCUGCCUCUUCCCUGCCUGCUGCGCUGUUUGAUGCUGGUCAACGAGCCAACGGUGAGGAAGACGAGCACAGAUGCACUGCAGCUUGUGGUGGAGCGAUGUGCUGCUGGAUCUACAGAGAGGCCAUGUGAGGCGAUGGUCGCCGUCCUACGGUCGUUCGUGGAGGAGAACGUGGGCGUCUACGACAGGCAGGUGUACGGCGUCCUGGAGACGGUGGCUGUCUUGGAUCCCGCCGUGGUUCAAGCUCUAAUCCCCAACCUGACUCUGUGUCUGAGGAACGUGGAACACAAACGAGGACUGGGCAAGAACAUCGCCCUGAGGAGUGCGUACAUAAAGCUGCUAUCUCUGCUUGGACAAAGUGGGCAGAUGGAAAUAAGCACCUUGGAGAGCGACUAAGACUUCCAGCGGUUAUAGCCACCUGAUGGGACUGACAGGAGUAGCUUAGAAAAAUUUCAUCUGGAGACAUUUUCGGUGGAGUCUGAACAUUUCAAAAGCAGAAUUGUAUAUAAUGCACAUAUGAUAAAGAAUGUACAGCUUUUCAUUUUGAUGUUUUAAAAAUAAAUCCUCA